This is a messenger RNA of Meira miltonrushii, 1788 nucleotides long. Its product is annotated as DHS-like NAD/FAD-binding domain-containing protein. Gene Ontology annotation, molecular function: NAD+ binding. NCBI's taxonomy places the organism in Eukaryota, Fungi, Basidiomycota, Exobasidiomycetes, Exobasidiales, Brachybasidiaceae. The record is from RefSeq and is a predicted model, not a curated record. Bases 1 to 1788 code for a protein of 595 amino acids. The transcript has 2 exons.
AUGGUUCAAUUUAUGCUAAGUACGACAAAAUGGUACCUUAUCUUUUCUACAUCAACGGAGAUCUUAGGAUUUGUAGCUUGCACAUCAAAAGACCGUCUAUCUGCUUCAGGACCAGAUCGGGGGCUUCCUUCAGAGAUAGAUGCUGGAGAACAACAUGACUCACCAAAGCUUUCUCUUCCCGAAUACCACAUACCAACUCGAAAGGGAACGCAAACGGUUGAGAAACAAGACCCAAAACCUGGUAAAAAGAUGCCACCCGGCUUCUAUACAAUAGAAGAAAAAGCGAAACGUAUGGCGAAUAACAAACACUUUCUGCGAACAAAUCAGUUGAAUACGUUUGAAGAGGCGUUUGAAGCAGCUAAAGAAAAGCUACGAAAACAAAAGACAGAAGCCAAUAGACGAUUUAUAGUCGUGCAAUCAUCUUCAGGGGUAGCAAGAAGAAAGCGAAAAGACUAUCAUAUGAAAGACCACAGUACAAAAGAAAGCGUGAUCACUAGGAAGAUGAAUACUUUCUUGAAAGAGAAAAAUAAAAUCUACAAAUAUGAUGAAGCAAGGAAAAAAGCUGAAGAAUGGUAUCAAGAGCGAAAUUCGGUAAGUCAAAAUGCUCGAAAACAUGCUUCUUAUAACCUACAGACGGCGACAGACUUGGUUGCCGGUUUAUUACAACGACACAGAGGCAAAACUCUCGUGAUGACAGGUGCAGGUGUAAGCGUUGAUAGUGGAAUCGCACCUUAUAGAGGUAAAGAUGGUCAUUAUACAGUACACAAAUCGUACAGACCGAUCUUCUUUCAUGAAUUUAUCGAUCAAUCAGAAAAAGGUCAUGCAUACAGACAAAGAUAUUGGAGUAGAAGUUUUCUAGGUUUUCCGCCCGUUUUACGUGCAAGGCCAAACAAAACACAUUAUUCAAUGGCUGCUUUGCAACGAUUAGGAUACUUUGAAAAUAUAAUCACACAAAAUGUCGAUAGCCUGCAUCAUCUUGCAACACCUUCAGCAUCACUAGCAGCUUCAUCAAUACUGGAACUACAUGGAACAUUGCAAAACGUUGUAUGCGUUGCUUCACCUUCUGGUACGGAUCCCGAGCAACAUGCUCACCAUCACGCAGAACCUAUCGAUCAAGGACUCUACGAUCGAUUGUCCCUCUCUCAUUUAACGAAAGGAGGCCCGCGAAAGCCACCAGAACCACAAGCGAGAAAUACACCUGUCGGCAGGGUUGCUUAUCCAAAAGGAUGUGGAUAUCGCGGAAGUAGAGCUGCAUUUCAAUCGGAAUUAGCACAAAAUAAUCCUCAAUGGGAUAAGCUUGCUCAUGAUAUGGAACAGCAUGGUACACAGCCAAAGACAAAUCCAGACGGUGAUGUUGAAUUGGGAAAGAAUACGGAUUAUUCUUCUUUUCAAUAUAGUCCUUGUCCUCAAUGUGGUGGAAUAUUGAAACCAGCGGUUGUGUUUUUUGGAGAAAGCGUGCCGGAUAUCAUACGUGAUCAUAGUUUCGAAUUGGUAGACGAAGCUGAUGCUUUCAUCUUGAUGGGAACUUCAUUAGCAACGUAUUCUGCUUAUAGAUUGCUUAAAUCAGCACAAGAACAAGGAAAACGAACGCUUCUCAUCAACGUUGGUCCAACUCGUGGCGAUCCAAUCGUUGAUGAUAAGAUUGAAAUUGGAUCUUCCGAUAUCAUGCAUGCUGUUGCUUCACAAUUAACAAAUUCAAGAGCGGAAAAGGAUCCUGUCCUUAGAAGAUUAUUGGACAGCGGUGAAACUAUCGUGCCAAAUCGAAGGCGUGGAGUUGUUAGCUCAUAA